Molecule: messenger RNA, 513 nt
Organism: Phaeodactylum tricornutum CCAP 1055/1
Lineage: Eukaryota; Bacillariophyta; Bacillariophyceae; Surirellales; Neidiaceae
Exons: 1
Biological process (GO): cellular response to oxidative stress
Cellular component (GO): cytoplasm
Molecular function (GO): peptide-methionine (S)-S-oxide reductase activity
Source: RefSeq, a predicted model, not a curated record
CCGCACUUGCACUUGGCCACCUUUGCCGGGGGGUGUUUCUGGGGAUUGGAACUGGCCUACCAGCGGGUCCCGGGCGUCGAGUAUACCGCCGUGGGGUACGCGCAGGGUCCGGAAACAAACCCUACCUACAAUCAAGUCUGCGCGGGGUCCACCGGACACACCGAAGCCGUCAUGGUCUACUACAAUCCCGACGAAUGCCGUUACGAAGAUUUGCUGGAUACGUUUUUUGAAAGAGUCGACCCGACCACCGUCAACGGGCAAGGUGGGGAUCGUGGGAAGCAAUACCGGACUGGGGUAUACUUUCACACGCCCGAGCAGGAACAAGUCGCCCAGGCACGAUUCGCUGCGGAACAACCCAAGUACAACCGACCCAUGGCGUCGGAACUCAAGGCUGCCGCGCCCUUUUGGCCGGCCGAAAAGUACCACCAGCAGUAUUUGGAAAAGGGUGGACGAUUCAACCAACCCCAGAACGCCAACAAAGGCGCCACCGACACUAUUCGGUGCUACGGAUAA